Messenger RNA from Haemonchus placei, 1254 nucleotides. The record is from the annotation of a GenBank genome assembly. Lineage: Eukaryota; Metazoa; Nematoda; Chromadorea; Rhabditida; Trichostrongylidae.
AUGGUAUUUAACGGCUCGGCAAACUUCGUUGGCUGGAACGAAACGGAAGGCGAACUUCGGCGUAACUGGGGAUCGAAACGGUUGCGAUUCUUGGCUAAGAAGUACAGUCUCAACCACUGCCGAGCUCUUAAUGAAGCGCGGUCUAUUGAACCUGCUUCAACACAAGAACACAUAGAUGCAGAUGAUCUCUUUUUUGCGUUUUCUGCUGAUGACGACCGAGCUCGCAGUAAGCAUACCUUAAUGGAAGAUAGAAAAGGUAAACGUCCCUUCGCAACAGUGAUGUCUCUUCCCAGUGUACCUUUGUCUACAGAUGUAGAUUAUGCAGAAAUAUCAGAAGGUUUUCCUGGAGGAAUAUCUCGUUUGGAUCUGGGUGAUGGACGCUUGCACAGUCCUAUUGGACCGGUUCCCCUUGGUCCAGUCUCUAACGAGGAUCGCCAUGAGGCGAAUCAACCUGAUCGUCCGCUCCUUGAUGGUGUCAGAUCUAUUUCGCGAUUCAUGCAUCGUUAUCCACUGAUGAAGCAAACCUCUGUGAUGGAGACAACGAAACGUGGUGUUCUUGAUGGAGUGCUGCGCAAUCUCGGGCAUCAUAGCGGAAAACUGUUCAGACCUCGAUACAGACGAUAUAGAGGUUUGGGCGUGCUCAGUUCCUUCUAUGACGGCAGCCUACAUAGAGAAAAGAUUGAUGCUCUGGAUCCUGUAGUGCGGGAUGUGAUUGAAGCAGGAUCAGAUGAAAGACCGCUGUUCACUUGGUGGGUGACAUCCGUGCAAGUAAUUGUUUGCAUUAUUUCUCUGUUAUUCUACGGGAUUGGACCAGCAGGCUGGGAAAGAGUGGAAAUGAAAGAAGAGGUCAUUGAUGUAACUCUGGUUAUGCGCCAAGUCAGCUAUUUCGAACCUGUAAACCUCUGGUUUGGACCUAGAUUUGCUGACUUGAUACGGCUAGGAGCGAAGUAUUCCCCAUGUAUGCGGCGAGAGCCAGGGCUGUGGAAAUUAAUCAGUGAGGAACGAAAAAAGGAAAACGUCACAGGCUGUUGUGUGUUCAACGAUCGCACGGGCUGUUAUCAGACAGGUCAACUGAGUUGUCCGCGCACAUUAGCUACAUGGUACAAGUGGUCAAAACAAAUGCGUCCGUCACUGCAUAAAUCUAAGUCCGACUCGUUUCUCUUUGAAAGCAUGAGGAACGUAAGUGUAUCGCUAUCCUUCAUAGUUCCUCAUAGAUCAUUUCAUUCAAAAUUGCGCAUACAUUUGAAGGAGUGA